UGUUUUUACUGCUUAUAUAGUGUGCGUGAAAUAGUUUUCCAAAUCUUUCAAAAAAAAAAAAAAAAAAGAGUUGCUUCUUUUGGAUUAAAAAUAUCAAAAUCUUGAAUUAGUACAAAACCCACAAGAUUCUCAGCCUCGACCUUUUCAAGUGUCCAUUUCUGGCAUCCAUUUCUCACAGAGUCCAAGUCCUUUCCUUGUUGAAUUCUAUCCUUUUCAUUUUAUUUUCCCAAGAAUUUCUGGAUUUUAUUCACAACAAUUUCCUCAAGCUCUUAUGGCUGGACAAUUAUUUCUACUUGUUCUAUUUUUAACUACUUCCACUGCUUUCACUCCUGAAGAUAACUUUCUCAUCAGCUGUGGAUCCGAUUCUAGCUCAGAGAUCGUUUACAACAGACACUUUAUUGGGGAUUCUUCAGACAAAGGUUCAUCUUUUCUGUUGGAAGGUAAAUCAUCUUCUCUCAAGAAUCCAAAUUCAGAUGUUAUUUACAGCACAGCUCGAGUUUUCACUUCUGCUUCGAGCUACACUUUCAAUAUCAAGAAACUUGGGACUCAUUUGGUGCGUCUGCAUUUCUCUCCUUUUACCUCUCGGAAUUAUAAUCUCAAAAAUGGGAAAUUUGGUGUUUCUGCCAAUGGGAUUUCGCUUUUAACCACUUUUAGUGCUAAUGUUACUGUUGUGAAAGAGUUCUUUGUCAUGGUAGAUAGAGAUGAGCUUGAGAUUGUGUUCACACCUGAUGAUGAUUCAGAUUUUGCAUUUGUAAGUGCAAUUGAGGUUUUCUCAGCACCCAAAGAUUUCUUCAUUGAUUCUGUUGAGAUAGCAUUGAUUAGCCCUCAAGAGAUUAGUGAGUUUAAGCAGAAUAUCUCAAACCAAGUUUUGGACACUGUUCAUAGAGUUAAUGUUGGAGGUUUGUUGUUAACACCUUUUAAUGAUACACUUUGGAGGACUUGGAUUCCUGAUGAGGAUUUUCUGGUGAUUAAAUCUGCUGCUAAGGUUGCUAGGACUAGUGAUCCUCCUAACUACCAGCAGGGCGGGGUGACUAGGGAGGUCGCCCCCGACAACGUGUACAUGACUGCACAACAGAUGAAUGUAUAUAAUGGGAGUUUGGUGAAUCAUUUCAACAUAACAUGGGAUUUCCCAGUGAGCUCAGAGGGCGCUAUGCAUUUGGUUCGUCUGCAUUUCUGUGAUAUCGUGAGCGUUUCCCUCAGCAUGUUGUACUUCAACAUAUAUAUUAAUGGCGUUACUGCAUACAAGGAUGUGGAUCUGUCUGUGCUUGCAUUUCAUAGGCUUGCAUCUCCUUACUACAUUGACUUCGUUGUGAAGAAUAUGAGGGGUUCUGGUGUUGUUCGGAUCAGUGUUGGCCCCUCAGAUUUGAGCAAUACCAUGAAGAAGAACGCCAUUCUCAACGGGGUGGAGAUCAUGAGAAUGGUCAAUUAUGUGUCUCCUUCGCCCCCAAAGUCUAAGAAUGGUGGCAAGUGGAUCGUGUUGGGCUGUGUCGUUGGUGGAGUUCUCGUGCUGAGUUUGGCUGUUGUAACGGUUGUAGCCAUAUUGAGAUGCAAGAUCAGGAAGCCCAAGCCCAAGACAAGGCAUGCGGAGAGCACAACAGUCUGGGCUUCUCUUCGUAUAUUUGGUGGUAGCAGCUCCCACGCCACAAUAUCUCAAGGCACAGCCCUGGCCUCUCCAGGCCCGUACGGCUACUAUGGUCUGAAGAUCCCAUUUGCCGAUCUACAGCUUGCUACCGAUAAUUUUGACAAGAAUUUGAUAGUUGGCUCGGGUGGUUUUGGCAUGGUCUAUAAAGGGGUGCUAAAAGUCGACAUAAAAGUGGCUGUGAAGCGAGGCGUGCCUGGCUCGAGGCAGGGGCUCCCUGAGUUUCAAACUGAAAUUACUGUACUAUCCAAGAUUCGCCACCACCAUCUUGUCUCACUAGUAGGCUACUGUGAGGAACAAUCCGAGAUGAUACUUGUUUACGAGUACAUGGAGAAGGGGCCGUUGAGAAACCAUCUCUAUGGUAGCGACUUGCCACCUUUAUCUUGGAAGCAGCGGCUUGAGAUAUGCAUCGGGGCGGCCAGAGGGCUUCAUUACCUUCACACCGGCUCAGCCCAAGGGAUCAUUCACCGUGACAUCAAAUCGACAAACAUUCUGCUCGAUGAAAACUGUGUUGCCAAGGUUGCUGAUUUUGGCCUUUCAAAGUCGGGGCCGUGCCUAGACGAGACUCAUGUAAGCACUGGCGUCAAAGGUAGCUUCGGCUACUUAGAUCCUGAAUAUUUCAGGAGACAGCAGCUCACUGAUAAAUCAGACGUCUACUCAUUCGGGGUUGUGCUCUUUGAGGUUCUUUGUGCUCGACCUGCAGUGGAUCCAUUACUAAACCGUGAGCAAGUAAACUUAGCUGAAUGGGCAAUGGAGAGGCACAAGAAGGGGAUGAUCAAUGAGAUCAUAGAUCCUAAUCUCAUGGGUCAGAUCAAGCCGAACUCCCUCAAGAAAUUUGGUGAAACGGCUGAGAAGUGUCUGGCUGAAUAUGGUGUGGAUAGGCCAACUAUGGGAGACGUGCUGUGGAAUCUGGAGUACGCGUAUCAGCUACAGACUAACGAGAGGCCAAGGGAAGAAGAGCAACGAGCAACAGAUGGUGAUGGUGAAGCACAUGUGUUUGUUCCAUUGAGGCGUGCAGACAUUGAUGGGGAUCGGGAUUGUGAUGGUGGUUCGGACAUUUCAACGAGCCGUGUUUUCUCCCAGCUCUUAACCAAUGAAGGUCGCUAGAUCACCGGAUAAAGUAACAAGUUGCACUGGUGCUGUAGGCAUACUUUUCCUUGGUUUGAAUGUUAGUAGCUACUAUUUUUGAGGCCAAUGUAACAUGCACUAAGAAUUGCCUGUCGCAACUUAAUACCAAGACAUUUUGGACUCUUGAUCUUGCGAGUUGUUGUAAUAUGUUUAUGUAACAUUUGAAAAUUAGUAAUAGAUUGUCGAACAGAGUUCUUAGCA
Messenger RNA from Salvia splendens (bonfire salvia), 2968 nucleotides. RefSeq names its product probable receptor-like protein kinase At5g24010. The transcript has a single exon. Gene Ontology annotation, molecular function: transmembrane receptor protein tyrosine kinase activity; ATP binding. Bases 272 to 2746 code for a protein of 824 amino acids. Lineage: Eukaryota; Viridiplantae; Streptophyta; Magnoliopsida; Lamiales; Lamiaceae. The record is from RefSeq and is a predicted model, not a curated record. Gene Ontology annotation, biological process: protein autophosphorylation. Gene Ontology annotation, cellular component: plasma membrane; plasmodesma.